Molecule: messenger RNA, 2636 nt
Organism: Acipenser ruthenus (sterlet)
Lineage: Eukaryota; Metazoa; Chordata; Actinopteri; Acipenseriformes; Acipenseridae
Product: casein kinase II subunit alpha
Exons: 13
Coding region: 353-1510 (385 amino acids)
Biological process (GO): protein phosphorylation
Cellular component (GO): nucleus; cytosol; protein kinase CK2 complex
Molecular function (GO): ATP binding; protein serine/threonine kinase activity
Source: RefSeq, a predicted model, not a curated record
CGCGCUGUUUAUGACUGUGCCUGCAUUGCAUUUCCGCUUCCUUGGCACCCGCGCUCUGUUUCCUGUGUGGCUGGGAGAGUGUGGCGCGGCCAUAUUGUCUCUGAUACAGCAGAAAUAGCUUCUCUGUCGAUACCGACGAGACAGGGAAGGGACCGGCCGCCUUACCGGAGGAACCGACACCGAGAGCAACCGGAGGAGGUAAAGAGAACGCCCGGGCAGAGGCGGCUGUACAGCACAGGCCCCCCAGGCCAGCCCCCCAGGUGUGUGUGCAGAUCGGCAGUGGGAGCUCGCUCCGCCCCCCAUAGUCUUCGCUCCUGCCCCUCGUUCCUCCUCCUCUGUCAAGCUGUCUGACAUGUCGGGCCCCGUGCCGAGCAGGGCUAGAGUUUACACGGAUGUGAACACGCACCGCCCCCGGGAGUACUGGGACUAUGAGUCGCACGUCGUGGAGUGGGGAAAUCAAGAUGACUACCAGUUGGUUCGUAAACUCGGUCGAGGCAAAUACAGCGAAGUGUUUGAAGCAAUAAACAUCACAAACAAUGAGAAAGUAGUGGUGAAAAUACUAAAGCCAGUAAAAAAGAAGAAAAUUAAGAGGGAGAUUAAGAUCCUGGAGAACCUGCGAGGCGGCCCCAAUAUAAUCAAUCUCCUUGACAUCGUCAAAGACCCCGUGUCCAGGACACCUGCAUUGGUUUUUGAACAUGUGAACAACACAGACUUCAAGCAGUUGUAUCAGACUUUAACAGACUAUGACAUACGAUUCUACAUGUACGAGAUCCUAAAGGCUCUUGACUAUUGCCACAGUAUGGGAAUCAUGCACAGAGAUGUGAAACCUCACAACGUCAUGAUCGACCAUGAACACAGGAAACUGAGACUGAUUGACUGGGGUCUGGCUGAGUUCUACCACCCUGGACAGGAUUACAAUGUGCGAGUCGCCUCGCGCUAUUUCAAGGGUCCAGAGCUCCUUGUAGACUACCAGAUGUACGACUACAGCUUGGACAUGUGGAGUUUGGGCUGCAUGUUGGCCAGCAUGAUCUUCAGAAAGGAGCCGUUCUUCCAUGGACACGACAACUACGAUCAGUUGGUGAGAAUAGCCAAAGUCUUGGGCACUGAAGAUCUGUAUGAUUACAUUGACAAGUACAAUAUUGAACUGGAACCGCGGUUUAAUGACAUCUUAGGGAGGCAUUCUCGUAAGCGAUGGGAGCGCUUUGUUCACAGUGAGAACCAGCACUUAAUCAGCCCCGAGGCCCUGGAUUUCCUGGAUAAGCUGCUCCGAUACGACCACCAAGCAAGGCUUACUGCGCGGGAGGCUAUGGACCACCCUUACUACUACCCCAUAGUGAAAGAGCAGUCCCGAAUGGGGGGCCCGGGUAGCACCCCUGUCAGCUCAGCCAGCAUGAUGUCAGGGAUUUCUGCAAUGCCAACCUCCUCCCCUCUCGGCCCGAUGGCUGGCUCGCCCAUCAUUUCUGCUGCCAGUGCCCUGGGGACGCCAGUGGCAGCCGGAGCCCAGCAGUGAUGUCACUUCCUUUCCCAGUUCCAUUGCCAGAGCGGCGGUCUCCUUGCCUACCCUUUUUUUAACGGGGUUUGGAAGCUGGGACAGCACCUCUGAACAGUUUUGCUUGUGGAUUUCUAAGUUCGAUGAAACUAAAAUGGCUAAAUUAAUACAAUUCUUUUUUUUUUUUUUACUUGAAUUUUUUGUAUGUUCUAGAUAUACACGGGUUCCAUGGAUCUGACAGUUGUGAGAUAUAUACAUAUAUAAAUAUAUAUAAAAUAUGAAUCUUAGUGAUCCCACUUAACCUCAUUUGUUGUAACAAAAGCAAUCUUUAUAGACAGUAUCUUUAUUUUUUGCGCUAUUUAAUCGAAGGUAAAUCUAUUGGUUUUUUACCUUGUAUUAUUUUUCCUGUCUUUUUUUUUAAACUGCUGCUCACCUUCGGUCACUUCAAUUAGCACGUGUAGCCUAACCAAAGUUGAUGCUGGUUUACUUGGAAACUUGACUGCCAUUUAGGUAAAGCAAAGCAACACCAAAAUAAUUAACAGCUCAAACAGAUACUGUCUUUGAAAAUGCUGUUCACUUACACUGUUAGAAAUAUGGGAAACCUGUAGUUAGUUUUAACAUAAUAAAAAAAGAGCACAAUAUUCAUUAAACGUUGUGCUUGAAAAAUGAUUUUCUACCACGGACUGCUGUUUAAGCCAAAAGACAAUGUUUGUUUUAAGUUUAAUAUCCUUCUAAAUACAAUUCCUCUGGAGUCAUAGUCACAUAGGGUUACUUCUGGUCAAUCUCAUUUAGGGUUAAAACAAAUCACUUUCUUUUCUUGAGUUUUUACCUGGGUAUUUUCUUACAAACUGUAUUGUCACGUAAUGCAGUAUAGGAGGCCGGUUCUAAGUUUCACUUGAAGAGGGUGACUCUCUCCUGCCUUUUGUGCCAUUUGAUGGGAAUUUUGAGAACCUUGGGCUUGCAAGCUGAGACCCUGCUGUACAUACGCAUCUGGAAUGUUUGUUUCUUCAUUCAAACUGAAUGUCACAUUCUAAGGAAGUUCUUUCAACCCUACCAUCACUGUAUAUAAUUUGUCCUCUAUGUGGAAGAUCAGUAUUUGGAAAUAUUUAUGUAAAUAAACAUUUGUGUUUUAUUUAUCAAGGCUUAA